Molecule: messenger RNA, 2478 nt
Organism: Colletotrichum lupini
Lineage: Eukaryota; Fungi; Ascomycota; Sordariomycetes; Glomerellales; Glomerellaceae
Product: dual specificity phosphatase
Exons: 1
Coding region: 1-2478 (825 amino acids)
Biological process (GO): negative regulation of MAPK cascade; protein dephosphorylation
Cellular component (GO): cytosol; nucleus; cytoplasm
Molecular function (GO): protein tyrosine/threonine phosphatase activity; MAP kinase tyrosine/serine/threonine phosphatase activity
Source: RefSeq, a predicted model, not a curated record
AUGUUGCCCCUCGCGGCCUACACAGUCUCGUCACCCGAGACUGCCGCCAACACGUUUCCCUCGCGCAAGAGAAGAGAAAGAGAGAAGGGAUUCGGGCAGCCCAUUCAAAAGGUACACAGAACCAUGCCGUCAGCAGCGGCAAGAAGGAUCUACGAAGAUCAAAUCCCCUCUUUCAUGUCAGUCUUCGAUCUUGACGCAGAGACAAUCGCCGCUCAAGAGACCGUCACCCUCGUCGACCCCAAAUUGAUCGAUAUGGAGGCCACCGGAAAGCCCUUGGCCAGCCCGGUCCAGUCCUUGCGACCGACCAUGGACCACUCUCACAAGCACCACGAUAGCACCUCUACUCAGGCGUCCGAGUCUGCCGAGUCUUCGCCCACAACGACGCUCUCAACAAGUGACUGCUCCCCGCUGUCGGACCCGUCCCCUUCAUCAUCCCCCGAUUCUCCCGUCAACUUGAUACCCCUAAACUCUUUCCCGGCCACGUCCUUUGGCGGCCUUGGUCCAUUGUCUUCAAUGAACACCAUGUCCGCAGCAGAAACCACUAGCUUCGGCCGUCCGAUGACGUCUCCUUCGCCGCGUCGUCCUAAGAACAUGAAGGGCCUGUCAAUUCAGCCGCCUUUCAUGGGAAAUAGUGCCUCAACACUGGUUUCCGAGCCCGCAUCGCCCUCUUUCAUCAAGCCGACCAUUCCAGCAAUGAAGCGCAAGCCUAGUCAGCUCAGCCUCAAGACCCAAACGUCAGAUCUGGUCAUGCGAAAUACCCUAGAGGUCCCCGGCACCCCUGGUAUGGCACCCAUUUUGCAGAGACGAGCCCUCAAGCACUCGACCUCGUCACCUCACAUGCUGCCCUCGCUGAAGUCUGCGACUUUUGGCCCUCCGGGUGGAAUGACUUUCCCCAAGGUUUUGGAAAGAAACGAGUCGGGUCUUUCGGAGUUUUUGAGGCCGACAAAGACUGGUAUGGGCCAGUCGUUCGACACGACAAUCGUUGAGGAGGAUUCGCCCAUUAGGACUCAGCUCGCGAGCCGCGCCGCCCUCGAUUUCGAACCUUACCACGAGAACGAGAACAAUGAGGACCAGAAGACGCCGGGUUAUCCGGAUGGCCCCAUUGCAAUUUACGAAGACAAUGUCUAUCUGUACUUGGAGCCGACCGCCGACGAAGCCUCCAAAUUUGACACCGUCAUCAAUGUCGCGCGGGAAGUUAACAACCCCUUCAACUUCUUGCCCAAGUCAGACGAGGUCAUGUCAGACUCUCCAGCCGUCCUCAGCCCCAUUCCCGACACGGCUGUGUCAAACGCUAGCUUUUCUACCGCCUUCGAGUUCCCAACCAACGACAAACCGGAAACACCGACAACGCCCAAGGCCAUGUCAUUCUCUAUCAAGCGCCCAGAGUACAUCCACAUGCCCUGGGACCACAAUACGGAUAUUGCGCAGGAUCUGAUGCACCUCUGCGAGACCAUUGAGACACGGACGAAGGAGGGUAAGAAGGUGCUCGUCCACUGCCAGCAAGGCGCAAGUCGAUCCGCCAGUCUCAUUAUUGCUUACGGCUUGUACCGCAACCCCGAGCUCAGCGUCAACGACGCUUACUACGCCGCCCAGGAGAAGAGCAAGUGGAUCAGCCCCAACAUGAAGCUCAUGUACUGCUUGCAGGAUUUCCAGAAGCAGAUGUCGAAGAAGAAGACCUCGCCUGGAUCAGCCUUCCGCCCUCGCACUGGACGAAGCCCUACGAAGCACCGCCUGACACUCUCUGCAGAUGCGGCUAUUGACAUUGCACCCAAAGAGCCUUUGACCGCUCCUCUGCCUGGAGAGAAGGAAGGAAGCUCUGGAACCUCGAGCCCGAAGAAGGGCAGCCCUACCCGUGCCAGAGGCCUUUCAACACCCGGCAGUCAGCCAAUCUCACCUGGUCCGUCUUCAGCGCCAUCAAGCUUCUCCUGGUCAGAAAAGGAGAACGACAAUUCUGCCAAGUUUGGGAACUUUGACGUUGAUCGCUUGAUGCCUUUCAAGCCUACGCCGCCAGUUUCGGGCCUUGCACCACCAUCGUCAUCAUCGUUCUUUGCCAAGCCGCCGCCGUCGCCUGGCCCGCCCCCUUCUCCCGGAUUUGGAGCUCACCGAUUCGGUCCUGCCGCUGGCUUUGGAUUUUCUAGUCUGAACCUUGGCCCAUCACUGGAACGCGAAGAGGAGGCUACGGCUCCCAAAGAUAGACACUUCAUGGUUGGCGCAGUUCCUGACGACGCGGCUCUCCUGUCACCCCGGGCCGAGACGAUGACGAAGAACCCGCUGCACGAUUCCCAUCACGGAUUUCCAGGCAUGCAAUUUGUCGAGGUUCCGCCAACUCCAAGCGAAGGCCUGUUCUCGCCUAGAGAAACAAUGUUCACCAGGGAUCCUUUCUACCCCUUCGGACGACCCACCCAGGUUGCCGACCCGCGCAGUCCGCCUACAAAAGGUGAAACGCCAAUUGUGAGGUCUAUUGAUGAGCUGCUAUGA